Messenger RNA from Sesamum indicum (sesame), 2907 nucleotides. Its product is annotated as scarecrow-like protein 9. The record is from RefSeq and is a predicted model, not a curated record. NCBI's taxonomy places the organism in Eukaryota, Viridiplantae, Streptophyta, Magnoliopsida, Lamiales, Pedaliaceae.
UCUGUCUCCUACUCUCUCUCUCUCUCUCUUACAUAAAGUGCGUAGUCCUAAGAGUUCCUAUGUUUCUCUGCAUCUACCGGACUUUCGUUUUUCUGAGGAGCUGAGCUGAAGAUGUCUUGCUAGUUUGACUACGGGAGUUUUGAGGUAUACAUUUUUCUUGAUUAAGUUAAUAGAGAAAUGGAUCCUCAUAUCCAUGGAUUCUUCAAUUCUUCGAAUAGAAUUCAAUUGGGGAAUCAAUCCACGGCUGAGUUUUCCAAUUGGGAUGGGCCUGGAUUUGAGAUUACUUAUCCAGAUCAGAAACAAGUCCAUAGACAUAGAAAUCAGAGUUCCUCAUUCCAACAACCUAGCAAUGGAGGAGUGCAUUUACUCUCAAACCAGCCCUUUUCAAAUGGGAAUGUUUCUAGCUCCUUUGUGGACAUUGAGGACUAUUAUCGAGAUGAUUGUGAUUUUUCGGAUGCGGUUCUGAGAUACAUUGAUCAGAUGUUGAUGGAAGAGGACAUGGAGGAUAAGCUACAUAUGCUUCAAGAGUCGUUGGAUUUUCAAGCGAAAGAAAGGUCCUUCUAUGAGGUACUUGGCAAGAAGUACCCGCCUUCCCCGCAUCCAGAAUCAGCGCUUUUUAGCCCCUGUCGUGAGAGCGCAGACGAUUAUUUCAUUUAUGUUGAUCGCCAUAAUUCAAGAACUAAUAGUGGUGAUGGCAGUGGGUAUCUCAUUGAUGUAGUUGAUCCGAAUUGGAUAAACAGUCGCACGGAUUAUGAUCCCUCUCUUGUUCCGUGUCAUACGACUUAUAAUCUUUCCAACGCAUGCAUUAGCUCAUCAAGUAGCUUAAAUGGAUUCUCUGAUUCACCGAUAAGUCCUCUUCAGAUACAUGAAACGUGGUGUGAGAGUCAACCGGUCUGGAAUUUCAGGAAGGGGGUCGAAGAGGCAAGUAGGUUUCUUCCUAGCGGGAGUGAGUUGCUGGUCAAUUUGGGUGUUGAUGGUUUGUUACGUCAGGAUCCAAAAGAAGGGGAAAGUAAGGUGGAGAAGGAUGAGGUAAGACGUUCGCCCUCUGAAUCAAGGGGCAAGAAAAAUUGUCAUUGUGCAGACACAGAUUUGGAAGAAGAGAGAAUCAGCAAGCUGCCUGCAGUUUCUGCAGACUCUGAUGUUCCAAUAGAGGAAUUUGAUGCUGUCUUGCUAAAUUCCCUAGGGGAAGGUAGGAGGAAAUUUGGAGCUUACAGGGAAGAAUUGCAAAAUGCUGCGAGCAAGAACAUGCAGCAGAACGGGCAAACAAAAGGAUCCGGUGGUGGGAAGGGUCGUGAUAAGAAACGGAACAGGAAAAAACAAGUGAUAGAUUUGAGAACCCUUUUGAUUAACUGUGCCCAGGCCAUUGCUGCUGAUGAUCGUCGUAAUGCUAAUGAAUUGCUGAAACAGAUCAAACAGCAUUCAUCUCCUUUCGGUGAUGGGAGUCAGAGGCUGGCUCAUUAUUUUGCUCAUGGCCUGGAAGCACGUUUGGCUGGAACCGGUAGCCAGAUGCAUAAAGACCUUUUCAGCCAAAGAACUACUAUGACUGACUACUUGAAAGCUUACUAUACUUACCUCGCAUCAGCUCCAUUCAGGAAGAUUUCAAAUUUCGCCUCAAACAAGACAAUCAUGAUGAGAUCACAAAAAUCAAUGAGAGUUCAUAUCAUAGAUUUUGGUAUCCUCUAUGGUUUCCAGUGGCCGACCUUUAUUCAACGUCUAGCUGAAAGAGAAGGUGGCCCUCCAAAGCUUCGGAUCACUGGCAUAGACUUUCCACAACCUGGCUUCCGGCCAGCAGAAAGAAUUGAGGAAACAGGGCGUCGCUUGGCCCAUUAUGCCAGAACAUUCAACGUGCCAUUUGAGUACAAUGCCAUAGCACAAAAGUGGGAGACCAUCAGAGCAGAGGACCUUAAGAUUGAGAAGGAUGAAGUAGUAGUUGUCAACUGUUUAUACCGGUCCAAAAACUUAGUUGAUGAGACAAUGUUGGCUGAAAGUUCAAGAACUAUGAUUCUUAACCUGAUUAGGAAAAUAAAUCCAGAUAUUUUCAUUCAUGGGAUAGUGAAUGGGGCUUAUGGUGCGCCAUUCUUCGUCACUCGGUUCCGGGAGGUUUUGUUCCAUUUCUCAGCUCUAUUUGAUAUGCUGGAAACAAACAUACCUCGGGACAAACCAGAACGGUUGCUCAUCGAGAGAGAUAUCUUUGGAAGGGAAGCAAUGAAUGUCAUUGCUUGUGAGGGUUGGGAGAGAGUUGAAAGGCCUGAGACAUACAAGCAGUGGCAAGUACGUAAUCUGAGGGCAGGCUUCAUACAAAUCCCUUUUGAUAGGUGGAUCAUGGACACAGCAAGAAAAAAGGUGAAAGCAUUCUAUCAUAAAGACUAUAUAAUCGAUGAAGACAGUCAGUGGCUGUUGAUGGGCUGGAAAGGCCGGAUAAUCUACGCCCUAUCCUGUUGGAAACCUGUUUAAGAAACUGAAGAGGAUAGCGUCCUGACCAGACUAUUAUUCUUCUUGACCCAUGAUUUGCCACGUCUCCGAACGCUCCAUUAUAUUGAUCAUUCGUUGCAGUGGAAAAUUGACAUUUUUGUUCUUUCAUUGAUGACUAUGUAGAAGAAGUGGGACGUGUUCUUUGCGUUCUCUCCCAAGAAAUGGAUACAGCUGACGCUUGAAUAGGUACACUCAAGAUCAGUUUUAGAUUAAGCUUCUUAACUUAACUUGCUUACGGCGAUGUAAGAAAUCUAAUGCGAGGCAGUGUCCUUUUAGCUAAUGCUGCCAAUAUAUUCUCAUGUUAAGGGAUUAACUAAUAAGUUGUCUGCAAGAAGAGUGCCUUUUUUCCAUUCCUCUUCAUCCCUGAAAACCUUUGCAUGUGCUAUGGUUCGUAAAUAAGCUUAUGCUCCUGUGUCUCUCUGUACUUGAAUAUCA